UGGACGGUUGUGAAGUAAAAACAAAUUUGAAUGUUGUGUAUAGUGAUUGAUGUCACACAAUACGACAGCAGUGAUACACAGAAUGUGCUUGGAUAUAAAAAAGUAACUUACUUCCAUUAACGGUUAUUCUACCCAGUGAAUAUAAAAUGGUAAUACGAAGUCCAGUGUUGUGUCGCCAAAUUUUAAUAAACCAUCGUAAGUUGAACAAACGCAUUACUGAACAAAAUAGAUCAUUUAUAUCAGAAUCGGUAGUAACUAGUGGUGCAACUCCUUGUAUUGAUACAGUGGCCCAAAGAAUUGAAGAAGAAUCAAUCAAAUACGCAGCAAUACAAAGUAAUGACUUACGCGUUCGUCUCGCACAGCCGCAUAUGCUUCAACCCAAGCCAGAAGCAAGUGAUUUAGUAUUCGGAAAAAAUUUCACUGAUCACAUGCUAAAAAUAUAUUAUCAUCAUCAUUUAGGAGGAUGGCAGAAACCUGAAAUAACACCAAUAGAACCAAUACCACUUCAUCCUGCAGCCAAAGUUCUACAUUACGCUGUUGAAAUUUUUGAGGGUAUGAAGGCCUAUAGGGGAAUUGAUUGCAAAAUUCGCCUCUUUCGUCCUGAUUUAAAUAUGAAACGUAUGAAUGUUUCUGCGCAAAGAACUGGACUGCCAUUGUUUGAUGGAGAUGAAUUCAUAAAAUGUUUAAGCCGAUUAAUUAACAUUGAUCAAGAAUGGGUUCCACAUAUCGAAAAUGCAAGUCUUUACAUACGGCCGACAAUGAUAGGCAUAGAUCCUGUGCUAGGAGUAUAUUAUCCCCGAUCAGCUCUACUUUUUGCAAUUUUAUGUCCUGUUGGUUCCUAUUUUAAACAAGGAAGUGCAAUUUCAUUAUUGGCAGAUCCACGUUAUGCACGAGCAUGGCCAGGUGGAAGCGGAGACACAAAAACAGGCGCUAAUUAUGGACCAACAAUUUGGCCGCAGCGAAUUGCUUCAGAAAGCAAACUUGAUCAAAUUUUAUGGCUUUUCGGGGAAGACCAUCAAUUGACUGAAGUAGGAACAAUGAAUAUAUUCAUGGUAUAUCUCAACAAAGAAGGAGAGAAAGUACUUAUAACGCCGCCAUUAAACGGUUUAAUAUUGCCAGGAAUUACAAGAAAAGCCAUACUUGAAUUGGCAUGCGAUAUUAGCGAUGUAAAAGUAUGUGAAAAGACAUUCAAUAUGAAAUUUUUAUUGGAUCUUUUGGAAGAAAAUAGAUUAUUAGAAUUAUUUGGCGCUGGAACAGCAGUUAUAGUUACACCGAUCGAAUCCAUUGUUUAUUUAGGAAAAAAAUAUAGACUGCCGACUCUGGAAACACCAAAUCCAUUAUAUGUUGCUUUAAAAACAAAGCUAGAAGAUAUUCAAUAUGGGAGAAUUGAACAUCCUUGGGCUACAGUUAUUCAAAGCUAA
Molecule: messenger RNA, 1421 nt
Organism: Ctenocephalides felis (cat flea)
Lineage: Eukaryota; Metazoa; Arthropoda; Insecta; Siphonaptera; Pulicidae
Product: branched-chain-amino-acid aminotransferase, cytosolic-like
Exons: 1
Coding region: 147-1421 (424 amino acids)
Biological process (GO): L-leucine biosynthetic process; L-valine biosynthetic process
Cellular component (GO): mitochondrion
Molecular function (GO): branched-chain-amino-acid:2-oxoglutarate transaminase activity
Source: RefSeq, a predicted model, not a curated record